Molecule: messenger RNA, 1038 nt
Organism: Neolamprologus brichardi
Lineage: Eukaryota; Metazoa; Chordata; Actinopteri; Cichliformes; Cichlidae
Gene: peds1b
Product: plasmanylethanolamine desaturase 1b
Molecular function (GO): oxidoreductase activity
Source: RefSeq, a predicted model, not a curated record
UGGGCUGAGAAGUUGGUGAUUCUGUUGGUUCCUGGUGGUGAGUAGAGAGAUUGAAGGGGCCGGGCCCAUAGCGGAAAGAAAUGGCGAGUAUGGUUAACGAAAACGAGUGUGGAGGGGAAACACAGAGCCUUGAACCACAGGGACCGGGCCGGGGAGCGGCCAGAUGGGGUCCACAACACGCCGGUGCCCGAGAACUGGCUAAUUUGUACUCGCCAGGCAAAAGAUGUCAAGAAUGGAUCAGUGUCAUCCUCUGCUUCUCUCUCAUGGCCUUCAACCUCAUUUACCUCCUUGCCAAUUUCCACCAGGGACAUAUAUGGUCCAUCCUGCUGGGCAUUGUGGCAGGUAUCCUCACUGCAGACUUUGCAUCAGGAUUUGUUCACUGGGGGGCUGAUACGUGGGGAUCGGUAGAUCUACCCAUCUUUGGAAAGGCCUUUAUACGUCCAUUCAGAGAGCACCACAUCGACCCCACAGCCAUCACCCGUCACGACUUCAUUGAGACCAACGGUGACAACUGCAUGCUGACCAUAGUCCCUCUAGCAAACAUGGCCUAUAACUUUCUCACCUUCUCACCUGCGGAGAUUUACUAUAUCUACCCCCUGUACUGCUACCUGUAUGCACUGGCCAUCUUUGUGACUCUUACCAACCAGAUUCACAAGUGGUCUCACACAUACUUCGGGCUGCCUCGUUGGGUCGUGUUCCUGCAGGACUGCCACAUCAUCCUUCCCCGCAAGCACCACCGCAUCCAUCAUGUCUCUCCUCACGAGACCUACUUCUGCAUCACUACGGGUUGGCUGAACUACCCUUUGGAGAAGCUGGGUUUCUGGAGAUACUUGGAGGAUCUCAUCCAGGGUGUGACAGGAGAGAAGCCGAGGUCGGACGAUCUGAAAUGGGCUCAGAAAGUCAAGUAACACGGCGGGCUAACUGCACCCUACCUCAGACAACACUGGGUCCGUCCAGGCUUCUCAUCCCUUUUUUCCCCCCACACUUAGUUUUUAUUCCUAUGGACUUACAAUCUAACACUUUCUGAUGCCAUAGCUU